UAGCUCUCAAAUAAUUUUAUACUGUAUUUGCUCAUAAGAUGUUGAGUAGCUUUAUUGGGCAGGUGUUGAUCUUUCUAUUUAUAGUUGCAAACAUUUUUUAUGUGUUGAAUGUUCUUAAAGUUGGGAGAGGUAAGGACUGCAUUUUUGUCUCAUUUGCAAAGUAACAUUAUGCUUAAAAUUUAGGCUUAAAUAAAUUUUAAUGAGCCAGACGAUUGCAGAUAACUAAGAAACUUCUUAUAUUCUUGAAUAUAAAGAAACUGAAGUAUAAAUUUUGAACAGAUAGAUAAAAAAUGACUAAUAUAGUGGUAAUUAGUGUAAUUAAUGUGAAAAAUUUAUAUGUUAUAUGUGCUGUGAUGCUUCUACAUAAUUUUAUUCUAAAUGUAUAAAUACCUAUGAGAUAGAGAAAGAUGCGCUAAGUUAAAAUGAAUAUAUUACUUUUUGCUAAAGGUGUGACUUAGAAAGGAUUGGUGUUUAGCUUUCAAUAUCUAAUUAGGUAGUAUGUUCAAGCUUAAGAAAAGAUUUUGAAGGAGCCCUAACAGAGUUAGAAGCAAAAAACAAUAGAAAAUUGCUUACCUUGAAGAUAAAUAUAAAUAAAAUGUAUUUAGAAUACAUAUGUAGGGCUGGCAGAAACUCAACAGCUUUAGAGAUCAUAUGAUAAAGUAACAUCAAAUUUAUGCCUAAAAAAGUAACUGGUUAAUUUUAUUUGUGAAAAAUGCUUUACAUUUGUUUGCAACAAAUAUGAAGACAUGAUUGACCAAAAAGUAUCUUGUAAAAUCGUUUCUAAAGCAACAAAAUAUUUAACUAUUUUGAAUUACAUAAUGUCAUAUACUUUUUAUUUUUUAAUAGUGAUUAAGGCUUUAAAAUAAUUUUACUUAAAUUAAUUUCAAUAAAAUAUAAAAAG
Molecule: messenger RNA, 901 nt
Organism: Tetrahymena thermophila SB210
Lineage: Eukaryota; Ciliophora; Oligohymenophorea; Hymenostomatida; Tetrahymenidae
Exons: 1
Source: RefSeq, a predicted model, not a curated record